Microtus oregoni (creeping vole) is the source of this 4456-nucleotide messenger RNA. It is a transcript of the gene Mastl, whose product is annotated as microtubule associated serine/threonine kinase like. Gene Ontology annotation, molecular function: protein serine/threonine kinase activity; ATP binding. Gene Ontology annotation, biological process: peptidyl-serine phosphorylation; intracellular signal transduction. Lineage: Eukaryota; Metazoa; Chordata; Mammalia; Rodentia; Cricetidae. Gene Ontology annotation, cellular component: nucleus. The coding region runs from base 1 to 2604 and encodes 867 amino acids. The record is from RefSeq and is a predicted model, not a curated record. The transcript has 12 exons.
AUGGAGUCCGUUUCAGGGAGUGAGGAGAAUGACGGAGGCUCAGCGACAGAGGAGUACGUGAAUAGAAUUCCGGUGCCAAGACCACCCUCCAUUGAGGAGUUCACCAUAGUGAAGCCCAUUAGCCGUGGUGCAUUCGGGAAAGUGUACCUGGGGCAGAAAGGCGGCAAGUUGUACGCAGUGAAGGUUGUCAAAAAAGCAGACAUGAUCAAUAAAAACAUGACUCAUCAGGUGCAAGCUGAGAGAGAUGCCCUGGCUCUGAGUAAAAGUCCUUUCGUUGUGCAUCUCUUCUACUCGCUGCAGUCAGCCAGCAAUGUCUACCUGGUAAUGGAAUAUCUUAUUGGUGGAGAUGUCAAGUCUCUCCUACAUAUAUAUGGUUAUUUUGAUGAAGAGAUGGCUAUAAAAUAUAUUUCUGAAGUUGCGCUGGCUUUAGACUAUCUGCAUAGACAUGGAAUCAUCCAUAGGGACUUGAAACCAGACAAUAUGCUUAUUUCCAAUGAGGGUCAUAUUAAGCUGACAGAUUUUGGCCUUUCCAAAGUUACUCUGAAUAGAGAUAUCAAUAUGAUGGAUAUUCUUACAACACCCUCCAUGGCUAAGCCUAAGCAGGAUUACUCACGAACCCCAGGACAAAUCUUAUCUCUCAUCAGUUCUUUGGGAUUUUUCACACCAAUUGGAGAAAAAGAUCAAGACUCUGCAACCGUGUUUUCAGCCCCUAAGUCUGAAGCACAACUUUCUCAAGGAUUAAUUUGCCCUAUGUCCAUAGAUCAGAAGGAGCCUUCUCAUUCUAGCAGGCUGCUAAAGCCAUGCCUUGAAAGACUUACAUCCAAUCCAGAAGCCCCUGUGAAAUGUCUGACCUCCAAUCUGCUCCAGUGCAGGAAAAGGCUGGGCACAGCAGACACUAGCAGUCAGUCCCAGACCUUCGUGUCCAGUAUGGAGUCAGAGUGCCACAGCAGUCCCGAGUGGGAAAGAGACUGCCAGGAAAGUACCAAGUCAUCGGACUGUACAAUGAGCUGGCAUGCAGUGGAAAUACCUUAUACAAAAUCUACAAAUGCCAUUGAGACAAAAACAGAUCUUGAAUUAGCACUUUCUCCCAUUCAUGACAGCAGUACCAUCCCUGCCACGAGAAGCCAACACGUGAACCUCCCUAGAAAAUGCUUUUCUGAGGAAGUCUCUUGGGAAGGGAGAGAACUGAAUGUAAAUAAUGAGAACAUGACCAUUGAUAUGAGACAGCCUGGUUUCCUUCAGUCUAAUCAGUGGGCUAGAAAUUCUAGUGGUAUGUCUGAAGAACACCUUGAUAAAAGAAAUUUUAAAAGAAAUUUCCAAUUGGUUGACUCUAGUCCUUGUCGGGAAAUUAUACAAAGUAAAAAAAACUGUAUAGAGUGUAAGCAUAGCAAGGGAAUGAUAGGUUGCUAUACAAAUCAAACUACGGGCCUAACUACUGAAGUUCAGAAUCUUAGGCUCUCAGUAGACAGAAGUCAGCAAAAUGACUGUGCUAAUAAGGAGAACAUUGUCACCUAUUUUACUGACAAACAAACCCCUGAAGAAUUACAUAUACCAAUGAUAGCAAAAAACCUUAUGUCUGAACUCGAUGAAGACUGUGAGAUGACUACUAAGAAGGACUGCCUGAGUUCUCAUUCUGCGUGUGCUGUUGAGGAGAGAGCUCCGAAAACUGUGGAUUCAGAUUCAUCUUUUCCUGAAAUUUCCAUGAUGGAAAGUUCACUUGAAAUUCAGACCUCAGAACCUGAUAAAAGCAACAAAGAAUGCUGUUUUGAAGAAUCAAAUAUUGAAGAUCCACUUGUAUUAUCAAACUGCCAAGAAAACUCCUUGUCAAAAGAUGAUUGUCAUACUUCUAUCCAAGAUAAUAGCCAAAUGUUAGCUCCCUCUUUACAGGCAUUAAAACCGCUAACCUGCAAAACAAAUGUUGUAGGUUUUAGAAGCUUUAACAGCCAUAUUAAUGCAUCCAAUAAUUCAGAACCAUCCAAGAUGAGCAUAACUUCUUUAGAUGCUAUGGACCUUUCAUGUGAUUACAGUGGCUCCUAUCCCAUGGCUGUGACCCCGACUCAGAGAGGAAGAUCCUGUGUGUCACAUCAGCAGACUCCAAAUCAAGUCAAGCUAGGAACAUCAUACAGAACUCCAAAGAGUGUGAGGAGAGGGGCAGCCCCAGUAGAUGAUGGACGAAUUCUGGGAACUCCAGAUUACCUGGCACCCGAGCUCCUACUGGGUACAGCCCAUGGUCCUGCAGUAGACUGGUGGGCACUUGGAGUCUGCUUGUUUGAAUUUCUAACUGGAAUUCCCCCUUUUAAUGAUGAAACUCCACAACAAGUAUUCCAAAAUAUUUUAAAAAGAGAUAUCCCUUGGCCAGAAGGUGAAGAAAAGCUAUCUGAUGAAGCUCAAAGUGCAGUGGAUAUGCUGUUAACCAUUGAUGAUACAGAGAGAGCUGGAAUGAAAGAACUGAAACACCAUCCUCUCUUCAGUGAAGUGGACUGGGAAAAUCUGCAACAUCAAACAAUGCCUUUCGUACCACAGCCAGAUGAUGAAACAGAUACAUCCUAUUUUGAAGCCAGGAAUACUGCUCAGCAUCUGACCAUAUCUGGGUUUAGUCUGUAGAACAUACAUAUCAUUUUGAUUUAAUCUUGUAAUAUAGAAUUAAGUUUUGCAAUAUUAUGUUCAAUACUAGAUUGACUUAACAGGAGAGAAGUCACUAUCGUGCCUAGGCUAAUGAACUUUCAAUUAAUGAAUACAAUAGCUUUUACAAAAUUAAAAUACUAUGCGAAAUAUAUGUAAUUUAUCUUUACUAUAAACUGGAUAUAAAUCAUCACAGCUUUUUUUCAUCUUAUUGUCUUAUUUAUUAGCUGCACUUUAUGAAUACUAACGUAUCAAUAAACUAAAACACUACUACUCAAUACAGAGGGAAUGAGCCAUAAGCUUCUAUGCAGAUUUCAUUGUUCUGUUCACUUCGGUAUUAAUAUCAAAUAAAAAACGACUAUUUCAUUUAAAUUUAUUUGUACAUGGUUGCCUGCAAAACUGUGGUCUCAAGACAGUCUUACAAGACAAUACAUAACUGUCAAAAUCAGACAUUGAGCCAGACAUGCAAGCCAGAAGCCCCCAUAUUCAGGAGACAGAUGCAAGACAGAAGUAUGACUGCAAUUUCAAAACUAAGGCCAGCCUGGUCUGUCUCUGAGCUGGAGGCCAUUCAGGACUAUAUAGUGACACCCUGUCUUGUAAAACUUUAAAAAAAAAAAAAAGCUGGAAAACUAUUAGUAGUGUAACUUUGCAGAGUACAGCCUAUUCAAAAGAACUAAGAUUUUAAGGGUUUAGCUUACCUUCCUAGUGAUAGAAUUUUGCUACCUGACUGCUUUUGGUGCUUUCUUCUACAAUUCCUGUUUGUUUAAGAGUUCUGUAAAGGUUGGGUGUGACACUUUAAGCAAUUUUAGUAGCUUGUUCAGUUUUAUCAGAGAAAAAUAGUAAUAAUCUACUUUUAAUAGCUGUAACUAAUGAUUGUCAGCAUCACUCUUUUUGAAGAAUACUAAGAAUCAGCUAAACUAAUUGAGACUUUUAGCAUUUCCCUAGAAGAAUAAAAUUACGAUUUAAAUGUACCAUAGGUAGGUUUUGUUAAUAACCUUUUGCACAUUGACUUUAGUGUUUCUACUUUCCUUUACCACCUAGUCACAGCUCAGCUAUAAUGUAGUUUGCAAAGAUGAGACAAGCCUAGAUCUGUAACAAUAAAAGACACAGCAUAAUUGGUGCUGGGUAUUGAAUCCUUGGGCUAAAGGUUUGACUCUGCCCAUUUUAUAAUGACGACUUAAUUUUCCAAUCGCCCUUUUAAAUAAAGAUAUUCAAAAUAGUUACUACAACUUCAUUUAAAGUGAGUCACACUUUUCAGGUGACAGCAUAUUCUACAGGCUAUUUACUCAAUCUAUAGUCCUUUUCUAGUGUUUUCAAGUAGUAGAAAAAAAGCCUUUGGAAUCUAAACCUGGUUAAACAAUUGUGCUGCCACGGACAGGUUAAUAUUGAGCACUAAUAUAUUGGUGAUUGAUAUAAUUACUUUGGAGGCUGAAGGUAGAGAAUACUUACCUAGUAUGCAUAGGACCUUGGCUUCAAAUUCCAGUAACACACAUACUAAUUACUUUGUAGACUUAGAAUAAGCAGAGUCAGAUUAACAAACUAGGGGUCCAAGGAAGUCUGGCCUCUAAGAACUCUGGAUCCCAGUUAGUUAAAAAUGAGUCUGCAGAAGCAAACCGCUUAUGGCUUCUUAAAGCAAAUCACUGGACAGUUGGUUACAGUAAAAUUUAAUUCUGCUGUGGACUGUUGAGAGGUCCUGACCUCCUUGGGACUACAUGAAUAAAGCACUGGACUAGACAAAAAAGUAUGUCAACAGAUGGAUGAAUAAACAUAGGGAUACAUUUAUUAAAGCAAACAAUAUGUUAUAUGUAAGUACACAGAAGAGAAACAUUUCUUU